Molecule: messenger RNA, 4053 nt
Organism: Musca vetustissima
Lineage: Eukaryota; Metazoa; Arthropoda; Insecta; Diptera; Muscidae
Exons: 13
Source: RefSeq, a predicted model, not a curated record
AUGAUACCAACGGUUUCCUCAGAAAUGUGCUCUCCGGUUGAACAAACACUCUAUAAAGGUUUAGGCUUCAGCGCAUUUGUUCAGCGUCUAUUGGAUAAACGUUGCGUUGCUUUUGUCGGUGAUAGGGAUUCGUAUUUACUAAUUACGGGCCAAUGUGGAGAUGGUUACAGUGAUUAUCCACUUAUUGGGAAGCCAAAUGAAAAAGAACCACUGACGCUUGAGAAUUGUAUUUCCUACAAUGAAAUUAAGCUUUCAGCUUUUCUCUCGAUUUCAUCUUCUACGGAACUUUUAAAUGAUGGUAAUCGUUACAAUGUAGCUGAAUUUGAGAAAGAUUUGAAUAAAAUAGAACGACAGGGAAUAGUGGUGGGUCUAAUUGGCGCACGCUUCGAAAGACCCCCCUAUAUGGAGUGUGAAGAUAUAAUCAUCUCAUCCGAACAAAAUACAAAAGAAAAUGGUUAUGGCUUUGAUGCCAACAACACCACAGUCGCAGAACAUUCAAAUUCCCAUACUGAAUAUCGUAAAUUAUGGCAACAGUUCUAUCAAGAAAGAGAUUUCCUUUAUGAUAAUACCGUGGUGGACGACAAUCCCAGAUUCUACCGGUGUUCAUCGCAGGAAAUAUUCGACAAUGUUUUAAUGAAAAAACGUUAUGCCAUCUCGUUUGAUACCCUACUCAUGGAGGCUCAAAGUCGAGCAGAGAAAUGUCAACAGCAUGCCUAUAUCCAUAUUGUGGGCAUCGGACUGGGUGUGUGGAAGAAAGUGUCCCAUCAAAAUAAAAUAUUUUUAGAAACGUUUUCACAAAGGGUGCACCAUUUAUUGCCUAAACUAAAUAAUAUUGGAGCAUUGCAUUUCUCGUGGUUCCAUAUGAAUGAAUGGCAUGAUCUGAAGGACAAGGGCUUUAUAAAAUCAGCCUCGCAUCCCUUAGGUGGCAUUCACGUUUUCAUGCAUAAUCGCAAUCCGGCUGACAAAUUGCAAGACUCAUUUGAAAAUAUGUUAUUGGUGAUAUCCUAUGCAUGGGAUGGUAAUGCAUUACCUGGCAAUGAAUUUUGGUUUGGAUCCUUAUCUGGAUCUAAUGAUCCGUCGACUGCUUGCAGUACUCUGAUCACCGAGCUGCACAAUCCGCACAUUAAUACCCAAUGGAAUCAUUUCUUCUUUGAAGAAGAAAGUAGAAACUAUGCUGUUACUAGCAAUGAAAAUAUGAUUUUUUCUUUGAAUUUCACAAUUACACCUCUUAUUGGAAACCCCACUCAUAUCAUAUUUCCACCCAUUUUAGGUCAUCCCAAGGAAAGGGAACUUUAUACCAACAUGUCCUUAACUGAGUUCAUACAACGGUUAUUAUCAAAGCGUUGUGUUUCAUUCGUGGGCCACAUGGAUGCUUAUUUGCUGAUCAGUGGUGCAACUGGGCACGGUGAUAGCUACUUCAAUGUAGGCACCAACAAAGAAAAGAAACCAUUAACCCUCAAUAACUGUUUGUCUUAUGAUGAAGUGAAGCUCUCUGCAUUUCUUUCAAUUUCGUCAUACAGCGAACUUAUUAAUAAUGGCAAUCGUAAAAACCAUGCAGUAAUUGAAACAGAUUUCAAUAAAAUUGAACGCGAAGCUGUGAUCAUAGGUUUGGUAGGCGCUCGUUUCCAAAGACCCUUUGUUAUGGACUAUCAGGACAUAGUGAUAAGCCCCCAACAAAAUACCAUGACAAAUGGUUAUGGCCAGCCAAAAAGCUUAACUCUGUGGAAUUCUAUAAAAUACAAUUUAUUUUCGAACAAAAGUCGUAGAGAAAAACGUAAAUUGUGGGAAAAGUUCUAUGAAGAACCCUCAUUACUCUAUCAUCAAGUUGUGAAAGACCAUAAAAGAUUCGGCGAUGUUGUUAGACCCGGAUCCCAAGAAAUUUUCGAUAGUGUGGUUAUGAAAAAACGUUACAGCUUGGCAUUUGAUGUGCUCUUAAUGGAGGCCCAAUCUCGAGCUGCCAUUGAAAAUAAGCAGGCCUAUGUGCAUAUUGUGGGUAUAGGGUUGGGUACCUGGCGAAUUGCCCAACAACAAACCCACAUUUUUAUGGAAACAUUUGAACAACGAGUCCACUAUUUAUUAACAAAACUUGAUAACAUUGGGGUGUUGCAUUUCUCCUGGUUUGACAUCGACGAAUGGGGUGAUCUAAAGAACAAUUCCAUAAUUUCAUCUAAAUCGCAUCCUUUGGGUGGUAUACGUGUAUUUAUUGAUAAUCGCAAUCCGGGCGAUAAACUUCAGGGAACUAAAUUUGAAAAUAUGUUGCUGGUAAUCUCAUAUGCUUGGGAUGGCAAUGCCUUACCGGGUAAUGAGUUUUGGUUGCAACAUUUGUCGGGUUCCAGUGAUUCGGCCACGGCCAGCAGUACCAUAAUUAGUGAAUUACAUAAUCCAUUUAUCAACACCAAAUGGGUAUGCAGUGAAAAUCUACAGAUAAGCACAUUCGACCAUCCAAGGCAUUUCAGUCUCUGUUUUGUAUUUCUACUCUCCAUAAUGUCCGAAUUUGGCGAGGAGUUCGAAAAGAAUUGGCCUCCCUUUGGCAUAAAUCGAAAGCUGACAAAGUUCGGUAAUAAACUCAUAGAAAAAUUGCGUUCAAUAGAGAAGCCACAAACAACAAAUGUUGAUGUUGCAGAAUUUAUAAACAAAUCAUCCGAUUUCCCCAUAGAUUUUCCCAUUGAAAGCUGCCGCAUUAAGUCCCGGCCGAAAGAACGCUAUCCAAUCGUACAGCAACAGAUUGUUUCCGCUUAUCCGCUGAUACAUGAAAAAGUUCUUAUUUUGAUAAUAGAUUUUUUGGAGCAUAAACUAAAAUAUGGUUCUCAAAUGGAAAAACGUCUUUACAAAGGCAUGACAAUAACGGAAUUUAUACAACGACUCUUAACCAAAAGAUGUGUCAGUUUUUAUGGUGAAGAUGAUGAUUAUUUACUUUUGGAUGCCAAUACAGGAUAUGGACCGAAUUAUAAAAAGAUCGGAAGCAAAGAUGAAAUAACUCCAUUAGUUUUAAAGAAUGUGCUAAGCUAUGAUGAAAUUAAGAUUUCCGCCCUACUUUCAGUUUCCUCAUACAGUGAUUUCAUUAACGAUGGAAACCGCACAAAUUGUGGCAAACCCAUCGAUGAUUUAACAAAAAUCGAACGUGACGGUGUUGUAUUGGGCAUUAUUGGUGCCAGAUUUGAACGUCGAGAAGUAAUGGAAUUUCAGGAUAUAAUUAUAUCGGAGAAUCAAAAUAUUCUAAAAAAUGGUUAUGGUCAGAAAAGUUUUGAAAUGAAACCACAAAGAAAAUCUCUAAAUCCUUGGAAAAAAAUCAAUGAAUUGGAGAAAUUACAAGAUUAUCGUCGUAUAUGGAAUACAUUUUAUGAAGAAUACGAUCAUCUCUACGAAGAAGUCGUAAAGGAGAAUAAUCCACGCAUUGGCAAUUCGUUGAAUUGUUUGCUAAAAUUUGACAAUUUAAUGAUGAAGAAACGCUAUGCCAUCGCCUUUGACAUGUUAUUGUUGGAGUCGGAGAAUCGCGCCAAAUUAGCGGGAAAAUUAGCCUACAUACAUGUGGUGGGAUUUGGUUUGGGUGUGUGGCGAGCUGCUGCCCAACAGGAGAAAAUCUUUUUCGAAACUUUUAGCCAACGUUUAAAAGAGUUAUUACCCAAAUUGAAUAGCAUUGGGGUUGUUCAUUUUGCCUGGUUCAAUUUAAAUGAAUGGAAAGAUUUGAAAAAUGGUGGAUUCUUGAAAUCGGAUUGCCAUCCUCGCGGUGGCAUUAAAACGUUCCUAUCAAAACGGAAUCCCAAUGAUAAACUGGUAAAAUAUUUUUAGGAAUCUCCUGAUUAUGACAAUAUGUUGUUGAUAGUUUCCUAUGCCUGGGAUGGCAAUGCCUUGCCAGGCAAUGAAUUUUGGGUGAGAAAACUUGCCGCCUCCAAUGAUCCCUCCACGGCUUGUAGUACUUUAAUAAGUGAGCUGCAUAAUCCCCACAUUAAUACGGAAUUUGUAUGUGGUAAUAAUUUACAUGUUGCCAGCGCCGAACAUGGGAUUUUGCAUGUUAAGGAUUAUGUAGAUAAAUAUCUACGUUCUAAUACAUAA